This is a messenger RNA of Scheffersomyces stipitis CBS 6054, 1239 nucleotides long. Its product is annotated as TauD/TfdA dioxygenase family protein. The transcript has a single exon. Gene Ontology annotation, molecular function: 2-oxoglutarate-dependent dioxygenase activity. The record is from RefSeq and is a predicted model, not a curated record. Bases 1 to 1239 code for a protein of 412 amino acids. Gene Ontology annotation, cellular component: cytoplasm. NCBI's taxonomy places the organism in Eukaryota, Fungi, Ascomycota, Pichiomycetes, Serinales, Debaryomycetaceae.
AUGGCUCCAUCUGUUCAAGUCCAGCAAGUGGACACCUCCGCAGACUCUAUCACUGAGAGUGUUAAGAAGAUCGCUUUAGGCGUUGGAAGGACUGGUGAUGGAACUUCCAACUUCAAGGGAGGAUUUGCCGAUUCCUCCGUAGACAAGCUUCCAGAGCCUACCAGAAAAAGAUUCGAAAAGUACGGAAUCGACAUUUCUCGUGGUUACCCUGAAAGACCUCCUACUGAGGAGAUUCCGGUUUUCAUUGACGACGCUACUGCCAUCAGAAACACACCUUGGGAGUUUAUUGACAGAGGUUCCAAGGCCGAUCCGGAGAAGAAGGCAUUGUUGGGGGCUGCUAAGGAAGUUAAACAUUUGACAAAGCACAUUGGUACUGAGAUUGUAGGUUUGCAAUUGAGCGAACUCACGGACCAACAGAGAGAUGAAUUGGCCCUCUUGAUUGCCGAGAGAGUCGUAGUCUUCUUCAGAGAUCAGGAUUUGUCUCCACAGAAACAGUUCGAAUUGGGCGAAUACUUCGGCAAAGUUGAAGUUCAUCCUCAACAGGUUCACGUUCCUGGCAUUCGUGGUAUUACGGUCAUCUGGCCUGAGCUUUUUAAGAAAUUUGGUCCUAUCACCUUCAGAAAGACUUUGAACCAUUUCACCUCGAGGUGGCACACUGACUUGGUUCACGAAUUGCAACCUCCAGGGAUCACUCAUUUGCACAAUGAUACCAUUCCUGAAGUUGGGGGAGACACCGUUUGGGCUUCUGGUUAUGCCGCUUACGACAAGCUUUCUCCAGCUUUGCAAGAAUUCCUUGAUGGGAAGAAGGCUGUAUACUUCUCUGCUAACAAGUACGUUGAUCGUGAGAACCCAUUGAAGGGUACUGUUCACAUUGAAAGGGAACACCCAAUCAUCAGAACCCAUCCUGUUACCGGCUGGAAGUCCUUGUAUGUCAACCGUGCUAUGACCAGCAGAAUUGUAGGUUUAGAGCCAGGUGAAUCAAAGGUCAUCUUAGAGUAUUUGUUUGAUGUCUUUGAAAAGAACUUGGACAUCCAGGUCAGGUUCAACUGGAAGCCAUCCCAGCCAGGCUUGGGUACUUCUGCUCUUUGGGAUAACAGAAUCAGUCAGCAUUUUGCUGUUCUUGAUUACGAGGGCCAAGAACCAAGACACGGUACGAGAGUAAGUUCAUUGGCUGAGGUUCCUUUCUACGAUGCCGAAUCCAAGUCUCAGAGAGAAGCUUUGGGAUUGUCCUUAGAUUAG